This is a messenger RNA of Rhodamnia argentea, 2862 nucleotides long. Its product is annotated as protein OBERON 3. The transcript has 2 exons. Bases 287 to 2680 code for a protein of 797 amino acids. Gene Ontology annotation, cellular component: nucleus. NCBI's taxonomy places the organism in Eukaryota, Viridiplantae, Streptophyta, Magnoliopsida, Myrtales, Myrtaceae. The record is from RefSeq and is a predicted model, not a curated record.
GCUUCUAUGAAAGAGCAGCCAUGGGACCACCGUCGUAAUUCUUCGCCUCUGCGAGGGUCAUUACAGUAAUCUCCGAGACGAAGCAAGAGAAAAGAAGAGCAUGGUUUCGCACUGAAUGAAACCGGGGAAAAGGAGAAUACAGCCGUUGUGGAGUGCGAGAAGAGAAUCCGGACCCCAAAUGAUCUGAGCCAACAACAAACCUCCGAUUCCUUCCGAUUUUUCCGAAUUGCCCCUUCGUCUCUCUCGUUCUGGUACGUCCCCUCUGGCUCUGCUCAUUCCCGAGGCCAUGUUUGGAGAGAAAGACCUCUCUAACGGUGGUCAUAGCAGCAGCUUCACCGCCCAGAAGAUCGUCUUUGGGCAAAGCAAGGGAAACCCAGAUGCGAAAAUGGCCUCUAGAGAAGAGGGGAUGGAUCUUUUCAAGAGCUCGAAGUUGGGGCUUGAUGGGUUCCAAUCAAGGAGCUCGAGGACCGGCAAUUCGGGAUCGCAGCAAGAGCUGACCUUCAGCUACAUGUGCGACAAUUCCAAGUUGGGUUUUCUCGGGAAGGACGAUCCCGGCGAUAUUUCGCCGGAAAAAGCGAGCUUCAAGGGGAAGGGGAUCGCGUUGGGCUCUGAGAAUCUGAGCAAGGACGGUGGUGAUUGUGAUAAUUGCGUGGAGAGGGAUUUCAUGAAUUUGAGCGGUGGUGGAAGCAGCAGGUGGAAUAUCUCCAAGAGGGAGGCCGAGGAGGAGAUUGAGAGGGAAAACAGGGACAAGAAGACGAAGCUCGAGACUCUCAACCUCUCUCUGGCUUUGCCCGAUGUGUCUCUCUCCCUCACUGCCUCCAACGCCUUGCAGAAUGCUGACCCUCCUCCUGCUCAGCCGAAACCCACCAGGUCCACCAACACGAACACCACUUACUACUCCAACGACUUCACCGCCCCGUCGAUGUCCUACUCGUACUCGCACCCUCUUUCGCACAAUCCCAGCUGCUCGCUCACUCGUAAUUCGACGGAGAACUACGACUACUCUGUGGGUAAAGAUGACCAGAUAUGGUAUGGAGGGGAGGGGACGAACGGGUCGGUACAUAGUCGGUUUAAGCCUCUCGGUGAUGGGAGUGUUGCUUUGUCUAAUCAUGGAGGGGGAGGUAAUUUCUUGAUGCAGGGGGCUUCGAACAGCUUCUAUAGGCCUACUAAUUCGGAUAACCACUCUUAUUUCCCAUCUGAAUUGCCGGCUCGGCCGAGGAAAGAUACGGUAUCGGGCGAUUCGAGAGGGAGGAAUUCGGAUCAUUUGAGAGAUCUGGAAUGUAUGAUAGGGGACAGAGCACGGAGGCUCUCGAGGCCGGAGAAGAUUGUACGCGAAAUAGUGUUGGAGUCUAUUCCCCUUAUGGCUCAGACUGUGCAGGAGUUGUCUGACGAAGUGCUGGAAUCCACUAAGGAGUACUUGAGAACCCUGGUCGCCGCACCAGAGAGGGCAGAAGAAUUAGCUGGCCUGCAGAAACGGCUGAACAAAAGGUCUGACCUUACCAAGGAGACCCUGUCAAAGUGCAACAAAGACCAGUUGGAAAUUUUGGUUGCCGUUAGGACAGGGCUUGGAAGCUUUUUCUCAGGGAAGAAUAGGCUUCCUACUGGAGAAUUGGUGGAUAUUUUCCUGUUUCUGAGGUGUAAAAACGUGAACUGUAAGAGCUUCUUGCCUGUUGAUGAUUGUGAAUGCAAGAUAUGCUCAAGCAAUAAGGGAUUUUGCAGUUCUUGUAUGUGUCCCAUUUGUCUUAAGUUUGAUUGUGCUAGUAAUACUUGCAGUUGGGUGGGGUGUGAUGUGUGUUCUCAUUGGUGUCAUGCUGCUUGUGGCAUUCAGAGAAAUCUGAUCAGGCCAGGUCCGAGCUUGAAAGGACCCUCGGGGACUACCGAGAUGCAGUUUCACUGCAUUGGCUGUGAUCAUGCUUCAGAAAUGUAUGGUUUUGUCAAGGACGUAUUUUCCUGCUGUGCUAAGGAUUGGGGUCUAGAAACUCUGGUGAAAGAGCUUGAUUGUGUGAGGAAGAUUUUCAGGAAUAGCGAAGACCGCAAGGGCAAGAAGCUGCAUGUGAAGGCGGACGAGUUGCUUUUGGAGCUUGAAAGCAAAGCAGUUUCUCCUUCUGAUGCCUGCAAUAUACUUAUGGAGUUCUUUACAUACAUAGAUGGGAUUUCAGAUUUUUCCGCACCUAGUGCAUUUGUGAAGCCGCAGAUAGAAAGUGCCCGAAGAGACCCGGCAUUUCGCCCGCAAUCCACCUACAUGAGGCCUUUGGCUCCCAGUGAGACGCCGAGCAAUUCGCACAAGGAGCUAAAACCAUCCUUGACGAGCGAAUUGACAGCCGAGGAUGAUUUGAGAAGUCUAUUGAGAAAAGACUCAUUUGACAGCUUGGAGAGUGUAAUACGGAUCAAAGAAGCAGAAGCGCAGAUGUUUCAAAGCAAGGCAGACGACGCAAGGAGAGAGGCGGAAGGGUACAAACAUAUGAUCCAGAUGAGCAUAGAGAAGCUCGAGGAAGAGUAUGCUCAGAAGCUGGCGAAGCUGUGCCUGCAAGAGACCGAGGAACGGCGGAAGAAGAAAUUGGAGGAGUUGAAGUGUCUGGAGAAUUUGCACUGCGAUUACCAGAACAUGAAGAUAAGGAUGCAAUCUGAGAUUGCUGGCUUGUUGGAGAGAAUGGAGGCUACAAAGAAACAGCUUAUGUAAUUUUUUCUUUGCCUUUUCUUUCCCCCCCUUCUUUCCGUAUUUCUUGCUAUUUGUCUGCUUCCAUAGGUAUCUAAACAAGUUACCUUAUCAGUCUUGAAUGUGCAUCUUCUUUUGAGGGGAUGAUUGGGCUGUUCAUAAUUUUGAUGCAAAAAUCAAGUUGACCUUUUAGUUAGUUUUCUGAA